ACAAGAAAGAAAAAGAGAGAGAGAGAGAGGAAACAGAAGAAAGAAGCAAGCAAAACCCAAUCCAGGGAUUUGGUGGGUAAGCGAAAGGAAGGGGAAAGGCGACGACGAUGAGAAGCAAGUAGCCGUCGCCAAGCCGAACCACGGGCGAAGAAAGCAAAGGCGAACCGCAGCUCACCGCGGCGGCGCCUACCCGAUCCGUCGCCGCCUCCGGUCGGAAGGGGCUCCAUGGAGCAGCGUGCGGCCCCCGAUCGGAGCGACGCCCCGGCCAGGGAGCGCGAGUGGCGGGAGGAGCUGCGGCAGCAGCAGUCCCAGGUGGACGCGCUGCGGGAGCGGCUCGUGGAGGUGAAGGUCGGGAUGCGGUGCUCCGAGGGCGACUCCCGGAGGGAGCUGGACCACCUGUGCCGCAGGGUGAAGACCAUCGCCACGCUGCUGGCGUACCUCAAGUCCAAGGCCAGGAUCAUGGCCAUACCCCAUCUCGCGCACACCUCCUGCGGGAUCAGGCUCCAGGAGGGCAUCGGGUACAUCGACAGGCACGGCGUGCCGCUGGCGGAUUGGCCCAAGGGCGCCGAGCCCGUGUCCUGUGGGGCAAAUUCUGGCGACAGGAUGGCGGUGGAGAGUAGCGCCGCUCCUGAGCAUGGCGAUGCCGUUGUGGGGGAUGUGGAUGUGGACGACAUUCUCAAGUCCAUCCGUGUGGUCACGGAUGUGAUGGAGUCGCUUGUGAAGAGAGUGAUUGUCGCUGAAUCCGAAGCCGCUAACGAGAAGGAGAAGGUGAGGAUGGGGUUGGAAGAGAUCAGGAGGAAGACUUUGCAGGUCGAGACCAUGUCGGCGAAGGUCGAGGAGAUGGAGAAGUUUGCUGUGGGUACGAAUGGGAUGCUGAAUGAGAUGAGGCAGAGGGUUGAAGAUAUGGUGCUGGAGACCACUCGGCAGAGGCAGCGCGCUGCUGAAAACGAGCAGGAGCUUAGUCGGGUGAAGCAGGAUUUCGAGUCGCUGAGAACAUAUGUUAGCACUCUUGUUAGUGUCAGAGAAACUCUUCUGUCAUCAGAGAAGCAAUUCGAAACAAUGGAGAAACUUUUUGACAGGCUAGUUGCCAAGACUAAUCAGCUUGAGACUGAGAAAGCUCAGAAAGAAGCUGAAGUCCAGAAGGUGAUGGAGGAGAAUGUGAGGCUACGUGCCAUGCUGGACAAGAAGGAGGCACAGCUCCAGGCGAUGAGUGAGCAGUGCAAGUUCAUGGCGCUGAACCACCACAACUAGCAGGCGAUGGGCCUGAGGCGGCUGCACUCUCGUCCUACUGAUGUACCUUACAAACUACAAUUACAUUGUUGUGAUAUGUUAGAGAAAAGAAAGAAAGAAAGAACAGAUACCGUGGGAUAAGUCGCCGCUGCGCUGUCCAAGUUCCAGCGCUGUGAUUCAUGAUGCAAACAAUUGUUCCCUUAGGUGUGAGUAGUCUGCUCAACUGUAGCUGACAUUGUUUCAUGAUGAAGGUGUGUAGAAUACUGGAAACGAUCUGUCCAAUUUCGCAAGCUCACUGUGACGUCGUUGUGCUUGCUUUA
Molecule: messenger RNA, 1550 nt
Organism: Panicum hallii
Lineage: Eukaryota; Viridiplantae; Streptophyta; Magnoliopsida; Poales; Poaceae
Exons: 3
Coding region: 226-1251 (341 amino acids)
Biological process (GO): response to red or far red light; negative gravitropism
Source: RefSeq, a predicted model, not a curated record